Molecule: messenger RNA, 1567 nt
Organism: Oncorhynchus gorbuscha (pink salmon)
Lineage: Eukaryota; Metazoa; Chordata; Actinopteri; Salmoniformes; Salmonidae
Product: prolyl 3-hydroxylase 3-like
Exons: 10
Coding region: 91-1425 (444 amino acids)
Biological process (GO): collagen fibril organization
Cellular component (GO): endoplasmic reticulum
Molecular function (GO): protein binding; collagen binding
Source: RefSeq, a predicted model, not a curated record
UACCUAGCACGUCUUUCCUGCCUUUCCCCAAUUUACUCUGUCUGGCCCUGUUCCUCCCCCUCUCUUUCUCCAAAAUAACUACGGCAUGCUAUGGCGCUUUUCGCAAAUCACAACUCUGUCUACGUGGCGCUGCACAUCCCUUUAAUUCACUAUCUUUUCUCAUUCUUCGAUUUCACCUCUCCUGUUGCAGGCAUCGGGGCUUCUGCAGGAUCUGCGUCCGGACUCAUACCCUCUUACGAUGUUUUGUAUUAUACCGGGGUACGUGCAUACUUUAGCGAGGAGUGGGAGAAAGCUGCGGAGCUGCUCGAAAAGUCGAUGACGACCCGGGAGGCUCUGUUUCGGACACGACGGCAGUGCCACGAAGAAUGUCUGCCAGCGGGACAUGACAGGCUCCCAAAACUGGACACCGAGAAAGGGAAUGUGUGGGACCUAUGGGCAGUGGACUGGGUCCAGCGGCGGGCUGAGUGUGUGCGGUUCUGUUUGGGACGGGCUGUCACUCCUGCAGGACAGCUUCCUGUGUCUGCCGACAUCGAGUACGAGUUUAGCACCCGGAACCCCUAUAACUUCCUCCAGGUCGUCUACUGGAAUCUAGGGAAAGUACAGAAGGCGGCGUCAGCAGCCCACACGUUCUUCGUGGCCAACCCCAGCCACCUGGAGAUGAGGAACAACAUUGAGAAGUAUAGACGGAUGGAGGGAGUAACAGAGGACGCAUUCCAGGAUAGAGAGAUGGAGACAGAGAAACACUGGGUCCUGUAUGACUCCGCCCUCACCUCUGAGGCCUCCUCUGAUUGGACGCAUGCCGUGGAGAAAUGGAGGGAGUGUGUGAACGAGACACUGAGACAGACUGAUGAGUGCAGGGCGCAGUGUGAGGUCGCCUCACAGCGGCUCCCCGAGAACAGAGGAGAGGAUGGAAUGGGCGGGGUGUUUGAGAAGGCUGCAGCACUCUCCCUCUCCCUCCUGUCUUGCCAGCAGGCCUGUGUGACCCAGGUGGCGACGCGACCCGGAAGGAUUUCAGCCCAGGAGGACCUCCUACCCACACAGCUGGAGCAUCUACACAGUGCACAGUUCAAAGCGGGCGAUCUAGGAGGAGCGGUGCGUUCUCUGCGGUCUCUCCUCCUGUUCUACCCCUCAGACAAAGACUCCCUCAGUAACCUGAAGCUCUACACAGAGACACUGGGAGGCGACACUGAGGCACACGGCACAAAGCCCUCCCAGGAGAUAGCCAGAUAUGUGAGCCGCUCACUGCAGGAGAAAAAGCUACUCUACUUCGGAAUGGAAAACCUCAACUUCAAUUUCACCGACCCGGAUCUCUGGACUCCAGAGGAGGUUGUUCCUGAAUUGCUAAGAGACACAUGGAGAGCAGAAAAGGAAGUGCUGAAUGAGAAAAUGAAGGGGGGGAGAGAAAGAGGUGGAGAUGGACGAUAGUGGAUUCUAUGCAGGGGGUCCCGUACCUCAGGUCGGUGUCACCAUCAGCAUGGACGACAAUUCUUUAAAUGGAACUAAUCGCGUCAUGCUGGACGGAGUGCUAGAUCAGAAGGAAUGCGAUACAGUACUGCGCCUAGCUACC